Molecule: messenger RNA, 5946 nt
Organism: Callithrix jacchus (white-tufted-ear marmoset)
Lineage: Eukaryota; Metazoa; Chordata; Mammalia; Primates; Cebidae
Gene: SMARCA2
Product: SWI/SNF related BAF chromatin remodeling complex subunit ATPase 2
Biological process (GO): transcription elongation by RNA polymerase II; chromatin remodeling; regulation of DNA-templated transcription
Cellular component (GO): RSC-type complex; nucleus
Molecular function (GO): histone binding; ATP binding; chromatin binding
Source: RefSeq, a predicted model, not a curated record
GGUGGCAAUCUCCCCAAUCCCCUUAAAAGCGAGGCGGGGUGGCAAGCAGGAGAGGGGGAAGGCUGGGGGACCGGGGAGGAGGAUGGAAACGCUACUAUUCAUCCCGAGCGACCCUCCCCGGAAGAGUUGGAAGGGGAACGGGAAAGGAGGGCGAGGAGCCCAGGCUGGCGGCGGGGCGCCAACGAACGCUGCUGCCACCCGCUUCCCAGGGACUUGUUUAAAGGGCUCCGGCUGCGGAGACGUGAGCGGAUCACAGCGGGAGAAGCCUGAGCUGACGCGCAGAGGAGGCGGCGGCCGCUGCCGCGGGGCCGCGUUACUCUACUGACUGGCAGAGACAGGAGAAGUAGAUGUCCACACCCACAGACCCUGGUGCGAUGCCCCAUCCAGGGCCUUCGCCAGGGCCCGGACCUUCCCCUGGGCCAAUUCUCGGACCUAGUCCAGGACCAGGACCAUCCCCAGGUUCCGUCCACAGCAUGAUGGGGCCAAGUCCUGGACCUCCAAGUGUUUCCCAUCCUAUGCCCACAAUGGGGUCCACAGACUUCCCACAGGAAGGCAUGCAUCAAAUGCAUAAGCCCAUCGAUGGUAUGCAUGACAAGGGGAUUGUAGAAGACAUCCAUUGUGGAUCCAUGAAGGGCACCGGUAUGCGACCACCUCACCCGGGCAUGGGCCCUCCCCAGAGUCCAAUGGAUCCACAUAGCCAAGGUUAUCUGUCGCCGCACCCAUCUCCGCUGGGAGCCCCAGAGCACGUCUCCAGCCCGAUGUCUGGAGGUGGCCCAACUCCACCUCAGAUGCCACCAAGCCAGCCAGGGCCCCUCAUCCCGGGUGAUUCACAGGCCAUGAGCCAACCCAACAGAGGUCCCUCACCUUUCAGUCCCGUCCAGCUGCAUCAGCUUCGAGCUCAGAUUUUAGCUUACAAAAUGCUGGCCCGAGGCCAGCCCCUCCCUGAAACGCUGCAGCUUGCAGUCCAGGGGAAAAGGACGUUGCCUGGCAUGCAGCAACAACAGCAGCAGCAGCAGCAGCAACAGCAACAGCAACAGCAGCAGCAGCCGCAGCAGCAGCAGCAGCAGCAGCCACCACAACCACAGACGCAGCAACAGCAGCCGGCCCUUGUUAACUACAACAGGCCAUCUGGCCCGGGGCCGGAGCUGAGCGGCCCGAGCACCCCGCAGAAGCUGCCGGUGCCCGCGCCCAGCGGCCGGCCCUCGCCCGCGCCCCCCGCAGCCGCGCAGCCGCCCGCGGCCGCUGUGCCCGGGCCCUCGGUGCCGCAGCCGGCCCCGGGGCAGCCCUCGCCCAUCCUUCAGCUGCAGCAGAAGCAGAGCCGCAUCAGCCCCAUCCAGAAACCGCAAGGCCUGGACCCGGUGGAGAUUCUGCAGGAGCGGGAAUACAGACUUCAGGCUCGAAUAGCUCAUAGAAUACAAGAACUGGAAAAUCUGCCUGGCUCCUUGCCACCAGAUUUACGAACCAAAGCAACCGUGGAACUGAAAGCACUUCGGUUACUCAAUUUCCAGCGUCAGCUGAGACAGGAGGUGGUAGCCUGCAUGCGCAGGGACACGACCCUGGAGACGGCUCUCAACUCCAAAGCAUACAAACGGAGCAAGCGCCAGACUCUGAGAGAAGCUCGCAUGACUGAGAAGCUGGAGAAGCAGCAGAAGAUUGAGCAGGAGAGGAAACGCCGUCAGAAACACCAGGAAUACCUGAACAGUAUUUUGCAACAUGCAAAAGAUUUUAAGGAAUAUCAUCGGUCUGUGGCUGGAAAGAUCCAGAAGCUCUCCAAAGCAGUGGCAACGUGGCAUGCCAACACUGAAAGAGAGCAGAAGAAGGAGACAGAGCGGAUCGAAAAGGAGAGAAUGCGGAGACUGAUGGCUGAAGAUGAGGAGGGCUAUAGAAAACUGAUUGAUCAAAAGAAAGACAGGCGUUUAGCUUACCUUUUGCAGCAGACUGAUGAGUAUGUAGCCAAUCUGACCAACCUGGUUUGGGAGCACAAGCAAGCCCAAGCAGCCAAAGAGAAGAAGAAGAGAAGGAGGCGGAAGAAGAAGGCUGAAGAGAAUGCAGAGGGUGGGGAGUCCGCCCUGGGGCCGGAUGGAGAGCCCAUAGAUGAGAGCAGCCAGAUGAGCGACCUCCCGGUCAAAGUGACUCACACGGAAACCGGCAAGGUUCUGUUCGGACCAGAAGCACCCAAAGCAAGUCAGCUGGAUGCCUGGCUGGAAAUGAAUCCUGGUUAUGAAGUUGCCCCUAGAUCCGACAGUGAAGAGAGUGAUUCUGAUUAUGAGGAGGAGGAUGAGGAAGAAGAGUCCAGUAGGCAGGAAACUGAAGAGAAAAUACUUUUGGAUCCAAAUAGUGAAGAAGUUUCUGAGAAGGAUGCUAAGCAGAUCAUAGAGACAGCUAAGCAAGACGUGGAUGAUGAAUACAGCAUGCAGUACAGUGCCAGGGGCUCCCAGUCCUAUUAUACUGUGGCUCAUGCCAUCUCGGAGAGGGUGGAGAAACAGUCCGCCCUCCUCAUUAACGGGACCCUAAAGCAUUACCAGCUCCAGGGCCUGGAAUGGAUGGUUUCCCUGUAUAAUAACAAUUUGAAUGGAAUCUUAGCUGAUGAAAUGGGGCUAGGAAAGACCAUACAGACCAUUGCACUCAUCACUUAUCUGAUGGAGCACAAAAGACUCAAUGGCCCCUAUCUCAUCAUUGUUCCCCUUUCGACUCUAUCUAACUGGACAUAUGAAUUUGACAAAUGGGCUCCUUCUGUGGUGAAAAUUUCUUACAAGGGUACUCCUGCCAUGCGUCGCUCCCUUGUCCCCCAGCUACGGAGUGGCAAAUUCAAUGUCCUCUUGACUACUUAUGAGUAUAUUAUAAAAGACAAGCACAUUCUUGCAAAGAUUCGGUGGAAAUACAUGAUAGUGGAUGAAGGCCACCGAAUGAAGAAUCACCACUGCAAGCUGACUCAGGUCUUGAACACUCACUACGUGGCCCCCAGAAGGAUCCUCUUGACUGGGACCCCGCUGCAGAAUAAACUCCCUGAACUCUGGGCCCUCCUCAACUUCCUCCUCCCCACAAUUUUUAAGAGCUGCAGCACUUUCGAACAAUGGUUUAAUGCUCCAUUUGCCAUGACUGGUGAAAGGGUGGACUUAAAUGAAGAAGAAACUAUAUUGAUCAUCAGACGUCUGCAUAAGGUAUUAAGACCAUUUUUACUAAGGAGACUGAAGAAAGAAGUUGAAUCCCAGCUUCCAGAAAAAGUGGAAUAUGUGAUCAAGUGUGACAUGUCAGCUCUGCAGAAGAUUCUGUAUCGCCAUAUGCAAGCUAAGGGGAUCCUUCUGACAGAUGGUUCUGAGAAAGAUAAGAAGGGGAAAGGAGGUGCUAAGACACUUAUGAACACUAUCAUGCAGUUGAGAAAAAUCUGCAACCACCCAUAUAUGUUUCAGCACAUCGAGGAAUCCUUUGCUGAACACCUAGGCUACUCAAAUGGGGUCAUCAAUGGGGCUGAGCUGUAUCGGGCCUCAGGAAAGUUUGAGCUACUUGAUCGUAUUCUGCCAAAAUUGAGAGCGACUAACCACCGAGUGCUGCUUUUCUGCCAGAUGACAUCUCUUAUGACCAUCAUGGAAGAUUAUUUUGCUUUUCGGAACUUCCUUUACCUACGCCUUGAUGGCACCACCAAGUCUGAAGAUCGUGCUGCUUUGCUGAAGAAAUUCAAUGAACCUGGAUCCCAGUAUUUCAUUUUCUUGCUGAGUACAAGAGCUGGAGGCCUGGGCUUAAAUCUUCAGGCAGCUGAUACGGUGGUCAUCUUUGACAGCGACUGGAAUCCUCAUCAGGAUCUGCAGGCCCAAGACCGAGCUCACCGCAUCGGGCAGCAGAACGAGGUCCGGGUGCUGAGGCUCUGUACCGUGAACAGCGUGGAGGAAAAGAUCCUGGCGGCCGCAAAAUACAAGCUGAAUGUGGAUCAGAAAGUGAUCCAGGCAGGCAUGUUUGACCAAAAGUCUUCAAGCCACGAGCGGAGGGCAUUCCUGCAGGCCAUCUUGGAGCAUGAAGAGGAAAAUGAGGAAGAAGAUGAAGUGCCAGACGAUGAGACUCUGAACCAAAUGAUUGCUCGACGAGAAGAAGAAUUUGACCUUUUUAUGCGGAUGGACAUGGACCGGCGGAGGGAAGAUGCUCGGAACCCGAAACGCAAGCCCCGCCUAAUGGAGGAGGAUGAACUGCCCUCUUGGAUCAUUAAGGAUGACGCCGAAGUAGAAAGACUCACCUGUGAGGAAGAGGAGGAGAAAAUAUUUGGGAGGGGGUCUCGCCAGCGCCGUGACGUGGACUACAGUGAUGCCCUCACAGAGAAGCAGUGGCUAAGGGCCAUUGAAGACGGCAAUUUGGAGGAAAUGGAAGAGGAAGUGCGGCUUAAGAAGCGAAAAAGACGAAGAAACGUGGAUAAGGAUCCUGCCAAAGAAGACGUGGAAAAAGCUAAGAAGAGAAGAGGCCGCCCUCCUGCUGAGAAAUUGUCACCCAAUCCCCCCAAACUGACAAAGCAGAUGAAUGCUAUCAUCGAUACUGUGAUAAACUACAAAGAUAGUUCAGGGCGACAGCUCAGUGAAGUCUUCAUUCAGUUACCUUCAAGGAAAGAAUUGCCAGAAUACUAUGAAUUAAUUAGGAAGCCAGUGGAUUUCAAAAAAAUCAAGGAAAGGAUUCGUAACCACAAGUACCGGAGCCUGGGCGACCUGGAGAAGGAUGUCAUGCUUCUCUGUCACAACGCUCAGACGUUCAACCUGGAGGGAUCCCAGAUCUAUGAAGACUCCAUCGUCUUACAGUCAGUGUUUAAGAGUGCCCGGCAGAAAAUUGCCAAAGAGGAAGAGAGUGAGGAUGAAAGCAAUGAAGAGGAGGAAGAAGAAGAUGAAGAAGAGUCAGAGUCUGAAGCAAAAUCAGUCAAGGUGAAAAUCAAGCUCAAUAAAAAAGAUGAGAAAGGCCGGGACAAAGGGAAAGGCAAGAAAAGGCCAAACCGAGGAAAAGCCAAACCUGUAGUGAGCGAUUUUGACAGCGAUGAGGAGCAGGAUGAACGUGAACAGUCAGAAGGAAGUGGGACUGAUGAUGAGUGAUCGAUAUGGACCUUUUUUCCUUGGUAGAACUGAAUUCCUUCCUCCCCUGUCUCAUUUCUACCCAGUGAGUUCAUUUGUCAUAUAGGCACUGGGUUGUUUCUAUAUCAUCAUCAUCUAUAAACUAGCUUUAGGAUAGUGCCAGACAAACAUAUGAUAUCAUGGUGUAAAAAACACACACAUCCACAGAUAUUUGUAACAUAUUGUGACCAAAUGGGCCUCAGAGAUUCAAAGAUUGAAACAAACGAAAAAGCUUUUGAUGGAAAAUAUGUGGGUGGAUAGUAUAUUUCUAUGGGUGGGUCUAAUUUGGUAACGGUUUGAUUGUGCCUGGUUUUAUCACCUGUUCAGAGAAGAUUUUUGUCUUUUGUAGCACUGAUAACCAGGAGAAGCCAUUAAAAGCCACUGGUUAUUUUAUUUUUCAUCAGGCAAUUUUUGAGGUUUUUAUUUGUUCGGUAUUGUUUUUUUACACUGUGGUACAUAUAAGCAACUUUAAUAGGUGAUAAAUGUACAGUAGUUAGAUUUCACCUGCAUAUACAUUUUUCCAUUUUAUGCUCUAUGAUCUGAACAAAAGCUUUUUGAAUUGUAUAAGAUUUAUGUCUACUGUAAACAUUGCUUAAUUUUUUUGCUCUUGAUUUAAAAAAAAGUUUUGUUGAAAACGCUAUUGAAUAUUGCAAUCUAUAUAGUGUAUUGGAUGGCUUCUUUUGUCACCCUGAUCUCCUAUGUUUCCAAUGUGUAUCGUCUCCUUCUCCCUAAAGUGUACUUAAUCUUUGCUUUCUUUGCACAAUGUCUUUGGUUGCAAGUCAUAAGCCUGAGGCAAAUAAAAUUCCAGUAAUUUCCAAGAAUGUGGUGUUGGUGCUUUCCUAAUAAAGAGAUAAUUUAGCUCAACAAA